Molecule: messenger RNA, 3761 nt
Organism: Diceros bicornis minor
Lineage: Eukaryota; Metazoa; Chordata; Mammalia; Perissodactyla; Rhinocerotidae
Gene: WFS1
Product: wolframin ER transmembrane glycoprotein
Exons: 7
Coding region: 533-2950 (805 amino acids)
Biological process (GO): endoplasmic reticulum unfolded protein response; calcium ion homeostasis
Cellular component (GO): endoplasmic reticulum; endoplasmic reticulum membrane
Molecular function (GO): protein binding
Source: RefSeq, a predicted model, not a curated record
UGACUUUUCCAAAACCUUUUAUUUAUUUAUUUUUUUGGCGAGAAACAUGGUCCCUGAGCCAACAUCCGUGCCAAUCUUCCUCUAUUUUGUAUUUGGGAUGCCAUCUGUGUAUCAAAAUGUCUGUACUCUGAUUAUGACCUCCCAAAAACGUGUGUAGACGACACGAUCAUGGAAAACAUGAAUUUGGUUUGUUUAUUGGGGUACUGGGCGUUGGGUGCAGGUUCUUUAUAUAGGUCAGUGGCUUUGAAACUUGAGCCCUUGGAUCUUUCUAGAGCCCCAGUAACAGCAGGCCUAAGCUCAUCUGCCCUGGCUGCAGUGAGUUGGGGGGUGAUGGUGGGACUCGAGUCUGUGCCCCCGUCCUUCCCACACCUCACACCCGAGAGACUGAGCUGCUGCUGCAAAUCACUCCCACGGUAGCUUGGCCAUCUGCUCCGAGGCUGUUUGCAUCUUCGGAAGGUAGCUUUCUGGCAUAUUCUCUCUGGAUCUGCUCUCCUGCAGCUGACCUGGAUGUUAAUGGCCCGUGAAGGGAGACAUGGAAACCCCCUUUGAAGAAGUCCUGGAGAAGGCCAAGGCCGGGGACCCCAAGGCACAGACAGAGGUGGGGAAGCGCUACCUGCAGCUCGCCGGCGAUGCAGACGAGGAGGUGAACAACUGCACUGCCGUGGACUGGCUCAUCCUCGCCGCCAAGCAGGGCCGGCGCGAGGCCGUCAAGCUGCUGCGCCGGUGCCUGGCGGACAGGAAAGGCAUCACUUCCGAGAAUGAGCAGGAGGUGAAGCAGCUCUCCUCCGAGACCGACCUGGAGCGGGCCGUGCGCAAGGCGGCCCUGGUCAUGUACUGGAAGCUCAACCCCAAGAAGAAGAAGCAAGUGGCCGUGUCGGAGCUGCUGGAGAAUGUCGGUCAGGUCAAUGAGCACGAUGGAGGGGCACAGCCAGGCCCCGUCCCCAAGUCCCUGCAGAAGCAGAGGCGAGUGCUGGAGCGCUUGGUCAGCAGCGAAGCCAAGAACUACAUCGCACUGGACGACUUUGUGGAGAUCACUAAGAAGUACGCCAAGGGCAUCAUCCCCACCAACCUGUUCCUGCAGGACGACGAGGAUGACGAGCUGGCGGGGAAGAGCCCCGAGGACCUGCCCCUGCACCUGAAGGUGGUCAAGUACCCCUUGCACGCCAUCAUGGAAAUCAAAGAGUACCUGAUCGACGUGGCCUCGCGGGCGGGCAUGCACUGGCUGUCCACCGUCAUCCCCACCCACCACAUCAACGCCCUCGUCGUCUUCUUCAUCAUCAGCAACCUGACCAUCGACUUCUUUGCCUUGUUCGUCCCCCUGGUUGUCUUCUACCUGUCCUUCGUCUCCAUGGUGAUCUGCACCCUCAAGGUCUUCCAGGACGGGAAGGCCUGGGAGAGCUUCCGCACCCUCACGGGCCUGCUGCUGCGCUUCGAGCCCACCCUGGACGUGGCGCAGGCCGAGGUGAACUUCGGCUGGAACCACCUGCAGCCCUACGUCCACUUCCUGCUGUCCGUUGUCUUUGUCAUCUUCUCCUUCCCCAUCGCCAGCAAGGACUGCAUCCCCUGCUCGGAGCUGGCCGUGGUGUGCGUCUUCUUCACCGUCACCAGCUACACGAGCCUGAGCACGUCUGCCGAGCCCUACACCCGGAGGGCCCUGGUGACCGAGGUGGCCGCCGGCCUGCUCUCCCUCCUGCCCACCGUGCCCUUGGACUGGGGCUACCUGAAGCUCCUGGGCCAGACCUUCUUCACCGUGCCCCUCGGCCACUUCGUCGUCCUCAACGUCAGCGUCCCCUGCCUGCUCUACGUCUACCUGCUCUAUCUCUUCCUCCGCAUGGCCCAGCUGAGGCAUUUCAAGGGCACCUACUGCUACCUGGUCCCCUACCUGGUCUGCUUCAUGUGGUGUGAGCUCUCCGUGGUCAUCCUGCUCCAGUCCACCGGCCUGGGGCUGGUCCGCGCGUCCAUUGGCUAUUUCCUCUUCCUCUUCGCUCUCCCGAUCCUGGUGGCCGGCCUGGCGCUGAUGGGCGUGGUGCAGUUUGCCCGCUGGUUCGUGUCCCUGGAGCUCACCAAGAUUGCGGUCACCAUGGUGGUCUGUAGCAUCCCCCUGCUGUUCCGCUGGUGGACCAAGACCCACUUCUCUGUGGUGGAGCUGGUCAAGUCCCUGACGCGGAGCUCCCUUGUCAAGCUCAUCCUGGUGUGGAUCACGGCCAUCGUGCUCUUCUGCUGGUUCUGCGUGUACCGGUCAGAGGGCAUGAAGGUCUACAACUCCACGCUGACGUGGCAGCAGUACGGUUUCCUGUGCGGGCCACGGGCCUGGAAGGAGACCAACAUGGCACGCACCCAGAUCCUGUGCAGCCACCUGGAGGGCCACAGGGUCACGUGGACGGGCCGCUUCAAGUACGUCCGGGUGACGGAGAUCGACAACAGCGCCGAGUCGGCCGUCAACAUGCUCCCGUUCUUCAUCGGCGACUGGAUGCGCUGCCUCUACGGCGAAGCCUACCCCUCCUGCAGCCCCGGCAACGUCUCCACGGCCGAGGAGGAGCUCUGCCGCCUCAAGCCGCUGGCCAAGCACCCCUGCCACAUCAAGAAGUUCGGCCGGUACAAGUUCGAGCUCACGGUGGGCAUGCCCUACAGAGGCGCCGACGGCCCCCGCAGCCCGGAGGAGGACGAUGUCACCAAGGACAUCGUGCUGCGGGCCAGCAGCGAGUUCAAGGACGUGCUACUGCACCUCCGCCAGGGCAGCCUCGUCGAGUUCAGCACCAUCCUCGAGGGCCGCCUGGGCAGCAAGUGGCCUGUCUUCGAGCUCAAGGCCAUCAGCUGCCUCAACUGCAUGGCCGAGCUCUCGCUGGCCAGGCGGCACGUGAAGGUCGAGCACGACUGGCGCAGCACGGUGCACGGCGCCGUGAAGUUCGCCUUCGACUUCUUCUUCUUCCCGUUCCUGUCGGCGGCCUGACCGCGGCCCCGCCUGGGGGCGGUGUGGGCAUGUGUCGCUGCGUGGCCUUUCCCGUGUGGCCGCCCCACCAGACAGCACAACACUAACCCUGAGUGUGCAUGUGUGUGCGUGCUCCCGUGUGCAAACGCAGGGCUUCAGAGACCUCUGUCUGUGUGUAAUCUGCUCACACUUCCCUGAAUGUGCUGACUGCUUUAGCUCUGUCCACUUUGAAUGCCAGCGUCGCUGGAAAUUGCAUGCACAGUCUUGUCCCCCCAUCCCGACCUUUCAGAGCGGAGCUGGCGCCAGGCUAGACUAGGAUUCCUGUGUCCUGAAAAGCACUUUACAGAUGAUGUUCUCCCUCCUUCCCCCGCCCCUCCGAGCACCCAUGCCCCGUAUUUACCUUGGUAUUGGAUUUGUUUUUGAAAGAACCAAAUGUGCUGGUGUGUAAACUCCAGGAGAGCACUUAUUUAUCUGGUUGCUGCUAAGCCUUGACAGCUGUUUGUGGAUCCCGGGGGCUGUGCAAAGUGCUGAGCUCUGUCAUGUGGUCAGGGCCCCGCCUGGUGGCAUCCGUUGGAGGCCAGAGAAGUGGCAGCUUCGGGCACAGUGUGUCCGUGCUGAGCCCUGGGGCCCGCAGCCUGCCUCCCGGCUCUCCUGUCUAGUGAGCAGUGGGUGGGUCUGAGGGUCUCGCCUGAAUCCACCGGGACGAGGAAAUAGAAGAACCUGGGGCGACCCUUCCCAGUGAUUGCUUGGAAAGGCUUGGCUGUGUUCAGUCCCGGAGAGGGGAAAGCCAAGGUCUUAAAGCAGCCAAAAUAAAAGCCCUUGAUGAAAUCUA